CUGACACGAAUUUAGUCUGCUUCAAAAUUAGCUCUAGGGCAGUCCUUUUAACUUGGUUUAUCUUAGUUAAUUAAGAUCUCAAACCGCACAAACUAGCUGGGCAGAUACACAGAGCGCACCGUGGUUAGGCUGCAUAUCACAUUUAUUUCUGGGGUUUUGCGCAAUAAAAUGAAGCGGUACUUUGUAGCUAUUUUAUUAAAUGCUGUUUAAAUAAGCGUACUCUCUCGCCAUCGGAAAGAGGAUAGUAGCUCUUCGUGUGUAUUAACUGAGAGAUUGGGAGAAACUGAUGUGUGAUAUUGUAAGGGGUGUGUUAUCGCAUCGGUAGGUUAAAGUUAAUAAAAAAAAUACGCCGCGUUUGGAAUAAGCGAUUCAUUUCACGAUGUUGACCGCAAUUUUUGUAAUUCGAUUUGUCUUGCAAAAAUUUUUAAGAUUUUGCCAUACAGGGUUAUAUGAGAAUCGAACUGCCCUGGCGUGGUUUCCCAUAGGCGUCCCAUGCGGGUGCGCGGACAGAAUCGCAGGGGGGUGCGGAGACGCCUGCCGGACCCUCUGUACCUCCAGCCCGGUGGCCGGAUUGGUGCUUUGCACAGAUGAGCGGGACUGCGUGUUGUUUGAGGGUGUUUCAGGGACGCCGAGGGGUAAACUGCCCGUGCCCAAAGCACCGCGGGGCAAUGGAAAUGGUGGGGUGACGUCACCGGUGAGGGAGGAAGAGGAGGCCUCUGACAAUCACAUCGGCGUGAAGAGCAGCUUGCAGAAGCGGCUUGGUCGUAUAGAGAAGACUUUGUGUGAGAUGGAACGGCACCGACUGGAUUCAAUGUCCGCUACACAGCGAGAGUACGAAUGCGAGAUGGCGGAGCUACAGGCUGCUCUGAAGAGGCUGAACAAGGAAAAGGAGCAGUUGCAUAAUGCCCUGAUCAGAGCACAAGUGAAUAUUUCCAACAUGCAAGUGGAGCUGGAUAUGCUGAAGAUGGAAAACGUAGACCAGCGGCUUCGGCAUGAGAGGGAGAAAAAUGAGCUACAAAAGAUGCUGAUCGAAUAUCAGUCCUACUGCAGCCACACCAAACUUGUCCAGCAAAUUAAGAGAAAUCUGCAUGAAAGCAAUGAUCUGUUCCAGUCCAUCUUGGAGAGGACUGCAGAGUCCCGCAGUAGCAGGGUCCCAUCAAAGGAUGAACACAUUUUGAGAAAACUGAAGCCAUCUGUACAGACCAGCAGCAGCUGGGCUGAUCAAUACCUGGACAGUGGACUGUCUCUGUGGAGAGAUGAAGAGGACAGUUCAAGCACAGAGUUUGACUGUGAGGACCACCAGGAGAAUCUGGACUCUCCUAGCUCUGAUGCUAGCAUUCCUUACUCAAACCCCAAUGGGAUGGACUCUGUUGCUCCCAGCAGACGUCAGUCUGUCUCAUCCACCCGUAGACGUCUCUCAGCCUUUCCCAUCCAGCAGGACAUAGCAGAUGUCAAAGAGACUUCACCUGUCUACAGACUAGUUCUAGCUGGAGAUGCAGGAACAGGAAAAUCCAGCUUUUUGCUUCGACUCAGCACAAAUGAAUUCAGAGGAGAUAUUCGAACCACUUUGGGAGUGGAUAUGCACAUCAAGAAGAUGUUGGUAGAUGGAGAAGAAACGACACUACAGAUCUGGGACACAGCAGGGCAAGAGCGCUUCCGCAGUAUCACUCGGUCAUAUUUCCGCAAAGCCCACGGUGUGUUCCUGUUGUAUGAUGUCACAUCUGAGAGUAGUUUCCUCAGCAUCAGAGAGUGGAUGGACCAGAUCCAGGAAUCCAUAGAUAAACCUGUGUCAAUGUGUGUCGUCGGAAACAAGGUUGACCUCCGGUCCGAGCAUCCUGAGGGAGGCUGUGUUGGCACCGGCAACGGGGAGAAGCUGGCAUUGGAGUACAGUGCUUUAUUCUGCGAGACCAGUGCCAAAGACGGAACCAACAUUGUUGAAGCUGUCCUUCACCUUGCAAGAGAAGUAAAGAGAGUGGUUUUGAAGGAGCCUUUGGAGCCACAUGUGAAGCUAAGUCUAGAAGAUGAGGAUGAGAAGGAAGGAGCAAAGACUGCCAGCAGACGCUGCUGCCGAAUGUAGCCUUUGUGGAAUUCCACAGCAGACAGCAUGGACACGCAUGUACAUCUUGGCAGGAUCCAAAAUGCAAGUUUAUCCAGUUAAACAGCCCAGUCUGCCAUGUUGGUCGUCUUUUCAUUGUCUUGCAAAAUUGCUAAACUGUUUUAUUGCGAAAUUAUUCCUUAGCGAGUCAUUUUAAUGUCUUCAAAACUAAAUUUUAAAUAAAAGCUUAAGUGUCUUACAUUGUCUUAAA
Molecule: messenger RNA, 2306 nt
Organism: Paramormyrops kingsleyae
Lineage: Eukaryota; Metazoa; Chordata; Actinopteri; Osteoglossiformes; Mormyridae
Product: ras and EF-hand domain-containing protein-like
Molecular function (GO): GTP binding; GTPase activity
Source: RefSeq, a predicted model, not a curated record